CUCCGGCAACACUCCAACAUUUCAUCCACACUCAACCUCAUAUCUUUGUGGGUAUCAUGAUCGGAAAUGUCUAUAGCGGAGCAUCACGCCCGGUGCGUGCAAAAGUUCGAACAACUAUCCGAGCUCGUGGCCGGCAUCUCCGCCCUCCCAACAACUUCCGCAGCCUCGUUAACCACCGAGCAAACAGAUGUGAAUGAAGAGAUAGACCGAUACAUUUUGUGGGCGGAGAAUGUCGGCGCACACCAUUCGGGAUCGAGAAGUACACUUUCCUUGGACUAUCGACUGAGGGAAGCUUCCUUCUACCGCGACCGGGUCCUUGAUCUGAUGAAUGUAUUGGAACGGUACCUAGACAAAAGCAUCGCAGCACUGCUUCCCCCCUCGCAAGCCUACAGUGAAGAGAGUGAGUCUGAAUCGGGAUCCAACUCCUACAUGUUCGACGAAGCAUUCGGGAGCGAGAGACCGUUGGACGAAGAUGCAAGCUCAUCCUGGAAUAUUUCCGACACUGACUCCAACCUGUCAACUGAAAAGUCCCGAGACCAGGUGAUUUCCUCAAUAUCUGCUGAAAAUGAUACGAAUAGAGAUGAUGGUAUUGCCAUUCGGGGUAUCCGUCACACGAUCGAUUGUUUCUUCCAACUACCCCUCCGACGUCCCGCUCCAAUUAAUCGCCUACGCGAGGAAUCAGAGCACGAGCUCCGCUACUACGAGCCCUUUGAUAUUCUCUAUGUCAGAGAUAAAUUCCCGAAUGUUGCAGAACAAAUCACAGCGCGCCUUGGUAAAUUGAUUACACGGCGUCGACAGCUACUGCUUUACAGAAAGAAACAUCAGAAAAACCUGCAAAACACUUCUACUGCAGUCCCUGAGCCUGCUUUGGUUCUUCCUGACAGAGCUUUAACUACUCAUAUAGCUAUUCAAAAGACGGCUGAAGUCGUUGAAGAGGGGACCGUCAGUGAACCCACGAUCCGUGCGGAAAGUCAGAGAACAAAGAUCACGGCUCUUACAAAAGCCACAACUCUUGCGAAUGAUUUUCCUGUGAGCCAUACUGAAGAGUCACGACCAGCAACUUCAAUUGCAGCCAGUGAAACCACUCGCAAAGUCCGCCUCCAUAUCCCUCCACGCCCACUCCUCAAGUCGCAGUCGAGCGAGCCCAUAGUAAACGCCCCUUCAGCAGAACAGCCGAGGCGAGUGGACGCUUUCAAAUGCAACUAUUGCCAACUUCUCCCCACUAUCACCUCUGAUGCGAUGUGGAAACGCCACGUAAUUUCAGAUCUUCAACCAUAUGUCUGCACAUUUUUAGAAUGUGACCUUGCCUCCCAGUUCUUUCCCGAUCGCGAUACGUGGUACGCGCACGAGAAGCAACACCAUCGCCUCGAAUACCACUGCAAUAUAUCCAAUCAUACGCCAUUCGACACUGAGCAAGCUUUUAGUCAACAUAUGAAGUCGACUCACGCGGUUUUGAUUCAGCUCCAUGACUUAGACGCUGUGCGUAAGAUGUUUCUGCGCCCGGUGCAGGCUGCGGGUGGCGCAUGUAACUUGUGUGGUGCUCCUACGAACAACCUGAAAAUACAUAUCUCGCGCCACUUAGAGCAGUUGGCGCUUUUUGCGAUACCCAGGUCAGACUAUACGGGCGGCGAGGGGGACGGUAGAGACGACGAUUCCAAUAUGGCGCGUGAAGAAUCAGAUGGUUCUUCGCCACAAAGCAGCAGUAUCUCAACAUCAUCGGUAACGCAACAGAAGCAGCUGCCAAGGCUGUUUGAACUUCCCCAAUCCGUGUUAUUGGGCAUAAUUGGUUAUCUAACGCUCCGAGAAAGGGCUCGUCUAGCACGUGUGAAUUCAUAUCUUCACACUCAAGUCAGUAUCUUAACCGCCGAGGUGGCCGCAAUGCACGCCAUGCACACCGCCACCCACGCUAUGAAUGAGAUUAUUCAUUCAGAUCAUCAAAAUUCUCAAAUAAAACCAGAAGAGGUCAGCCAAUCAGUGGGGCUAUCUUCGUCAGAAGUAUCUCCGAUCAAUUAUGAUCGCCUUGCCGCCCGGAUAUCCGAUAACAGCAGAAAUCCGGGGGACCACGAUGCAUACUUCAAUACAACAGCCUCUCCCGAUCGAGGUGGUCAGUUUCAAGAUCAAGGACAAUCAUAUCCACAACAUUUAGAGCUCAGUGAAGAAGACUUUGAUUCAGAAAAGCAGGCACUAAACAUCUUGCGGAGAGAAAAGAGAUCAAAAACUAAAAGACUUGCAGCACCGCUGGAAGAGACCAGCUCUGAAGAUUCGGCUAGCUACAAAAGCCCAGGACGCAAAUCAAAAAGCCAAGCAACCUCUAACCAAUCAAAGAAACAAUAUGCGGAACUCAAUUCUACAGAUGACGCUGAAGAUGAAGAUAGUGAUGAGAACAAUCUCAAAUCUCUAGGCUGGCGAAGUCAUGUGGAUCACCGCGAUGUUGAAGAUGAGCCCCCAUCGGGAGAAGUUGAAGAAGAAAUGUACCCACUAAGCCCCCAUGAAAGCAGUUCAUCCAAUGCGCAAGCAGAGGAGAAGAGUAUCCCUGUAGCAGAAAUAGAAAUGGGCAUAACCAGGGAAGUGAUUGGGCAGUGGGAACGAUUCCUCAUGGAAAAAUACUUUAAGGUCUGGCGUAAAAAGUAUGAAAAAACCAAAAGAGAUAGGGAAUUCGUCGAAUCCCUCUUGAUGAGCGAUCUCCGUGAAGAAAAGCGAAGGAAAUCUGAACAUGAAGUAAUAAGUACAACAAGAAGUCCGGGGCUGCAGAAAAUCUCUCACGAUCGCUGGCGGACUGACAUGAACAAUGCCCUGCGACCACGUUCCUCGAUACUCGACCCUCCCGCCUCGUUUAUCGCAAGAUCCAGAGUUUAUCCCCGCAUACAGGGUUUAAAACCCACUGAGAAACCAUUCGAGCAACAUCUACCUUCAAAUCCUGGAAAACAGCCUUCCGACGACACCACUCCAGAUCCCAGCGGCCUCAACGCAAAGCCCUCCUCGAUCUCUUCCUCUCCACGCAGCGUCUCUGGCAAUGUACCUCCAGGCCCAUACGCCCAUCAUAUCCGAAACCAAAGCUUUUCAAAUAAUCCAAUUCAAUUGCUCUACCCAGAAGGCUCCCAUCGCACACCCAUUUGGGAAAAACCACCACGCGCAGACCCUAAAGAAGACUUCGACCCGUCCUCGCCUAUCCUCAAUUCCUCUCAGAAAAGCUGGGUCCGGGUACACCCUGGGGAUCGUGGUGAAGGCGGUUCAGAGGAUCCUCGGGCAGACCUGUCGGAGCUCGAGCUCCCUUCUGAUCCUGAAGACGAACGUUCCCCAGACCUUGCUUACAACGAUCUAUGGCAGUCUGCUAUUAGGGAGGCUGGAGUACUCAGCGAUGAUCAGCAACAGCAACAGCAGCAACAGAUAGGACAAGAAACCCCUGAUGGCGAGGCUGCGACGUCUAGUACCUCGCCUCCGAGUCCUGCGCCAGAUAUCAUGAAAACUAGAAAACGGAUGGGCGAAACGCUGUUUGCGGAUCCGGAGCAUCUCGAUAAGGAAUCUUUUUAA
Periconia digitata is the source of this 3531-nucleotide messenger RNA. NCBI's taxonomy places the organism in Eukaryota, Fungi, Ascomycota, Dothideomycetes, Pleosporales, Periconiaceae. The record is from the annotation of a GenBank genome assembly.